Oncorhynchus tshawytscha (Chinook salmon) is the source of this 1828-nucleotide messenger RNA. Its product is annotated as protein unc-93 homolog A-like. Lineage: Eukaryota; Metazoa; Chordata; Actinopteri; Salmoniformes; Salmonidae. The transcript has 8 exons. The coding region runs from base 114 to 1529 and encodes 471 amino acids. The record is from RefSeq and is a predicted model, not a curated record.
CCAGCUUCACUACAUAAAGGCUCAGUGGUUUUACCUAAGACUUUGCUUUGAAAACCGUCCAGUGGAGUUGUAAUCUGGAAUAUACUUUUCUUAUAGAUAUUCACGUUGCAGAAAUGAUAGACCGAAAUAUGAAAAAUGUUCUGGUGGUAUCCAUUGGAUUUUUAUCUCUGUUCACAGCGUAUGGAGGACUUCAGAGUUUACAGAGCAGUCUGAAUGCCGAGGAUGGGAUGGGGGUGACAUCUCUCAGUGUUAUCUAUGCCUCCAUCAUCCUGUCAUCUAUGUUCCUAACACCCACUCUCAUCAAAAACCUGGGCUGCAAAUGGACUAUUGUUGUCGGCAUGGGCUGCUAUGUGACCUAUUCAAUUGGGAACCUCUAUCCAGGAUGGUACACUCUGAUCCCCACCUCUGUGAUCCUGGGUAUGGGAGGUUCUCCACUAUGGUCAGCCAAGUGUACCCUUCUCACCAUCUGUGGCAACCUGCAGGCCCCUAAAGAAAACAAGGCAGCAGCGGAUGUUAUCAAUAAGUACUUUGGCAUAUUUUUCUUGAUAUUCCAGUCUUCGGCUGUAUGGGGAAACCUCAUGUCGUCAUUGAUAUUUGGUUCAGAUACAGAUAUACCUGACAUCUCUGAGGAAGAUCUACAAUAUUGUGGUGCAGGUGUCUGCAUUGAUAUCAAUGUAAACUCCACGACCAAAAGACCAGCACAAGAAUUAGUCUGGACACUAGUCGGCUGCUAUAUUGGGGUGGGUGUGCUGGCCAUGACCAUAGUGGCAGUAUUUCUGGAUAACAUAGACAGAGAUCAGGCCCAGGAGUUCCGAGGGAACAGAGAACCAUUCUGGAGCACCUUCCUGGCCACGUUUACACUCCUGAAAGACAAGAGACUCAUCAUUCUCAUCCCUUUGUCCAUGUACAGUGGCUUUGAGCAGAGUUUCCUCUCCGGUGAAUACACAAAGAACUAUGUGACCUGUUCAUUAGGAAUCCAUUACGUUGGAUAUGCGAUGAUAUGUUUUGGAGCCACAAAUUCGUUAUGUUCCUUUAUGUUUGGGAGGUUGGCAGAAUACACUGGAAGAGCCCCACUGUUUUGCUUGGCUGCGGCGAACAACUUUGCCUGUAUCAUGGCCCUGUUGUUCUGGAGGCCUCACCCAGACCAGCUGCCGGUGUUCUUUGUGUUUCCUGCUCUCUGGGGCAUGGCAGAUGCGGUAUGGCAGGCACAAACCAACUCGCUGUAUGGGGUUCUCUUCCCCAGACAAAAAGAGGCAGCAUUUGCUAACUGCUGUAUGUGGGAGUCCCUGGGGUUCGUGAUAGCUUUUGCCUACAGUACCUUCAUCUGUCUAGACACCAAGAUCUACAUCCUCCUUGGAGUUCUGAUCCUCUCCAUGGUUACCUGUUUGUGGGCAGAGUACCAAGAACACAACAAUCCUACACUUCCGGUGGAGGAGGGAGUAUAUGACAAAGACUAUAAAAAGGACACAGACCAAUACACAGACUACUCAAAAAACAUACAUCACAUCAUUGCUCAGACCAGCUUGUAGACAAUAUGUGGAUUUGAUAUGUAGACUUAUGCAACAGGUGAGUCUAAUCCUGAACGCUGAUUGGUUAAAACCGCAUUCCAGCCGGUGUCUAUUCCACAAGUUACCACCAGCUAAAUCUAUGACGUUAAAAUACCUUUUUACUCUGUUUCAUCUGACUGUGCAAUCCACUGUCUCAUCAGCCCAGUCAGGCAAUUUAAACUUCAUCUCCACUAUGAAAAGCAUCUAGACAUUAUCUCACAUUUUUUAGACUAACAUUUAGUUUUCAACAGAGGAGAUUUGAAUAAACCUUGCUGACUGUA